Zerene cesonia (dogface butterfly) is the source of this 3586-nucleotide messenger RNA. Its product is annotated as paramyosin. The coding region runs from base 188 to 3505 and encodes 1105 amino acids. The record is from RefSeq and is a predicted model, not a curated record. NCBI's taxonomy places the organism in Eukaryota, Metazoa, Arthropoda, Insecta, Lepidoptera, Pieridae. The transcript has 6 exons.
UAUUCACAGCGUAAUAUAGAAUACACUUUGAACGUCGACGCACGUCUCCCUCUGACGUCGAAUCUAUUUCGGGCACCCCAGUCUCACACUGAUGCUGAUCCAACACUCGGAAAUCCUUUGUCUUAUUUAAAGUAUAUCGGUCAAUACCUUAAUUAAUUACAAGCGUUGUUUAUAAAAGUGUUCCAAAAUGGGAAAUAUUCUCAGUGGUGCGACUAGCCAGGGUUCAAGCUCACGUGAAGCUUUAUCGAGUGAAAGUGAAACAAUGGAAAGCAAAAGUGACAUUGACGACGCUAACACCAGCGAUAAUUCCGAUGAACAAUUCCAUGAUACCGUCAGCGACGAUGAAGAAGCACGAGCAAGAUCGAAAGAAGAAGAAAUGUUAGAAUUUAGAAGACAACUAGAUAUUAAGCGCGAACAAAGAAAAGAGAUACUUGCUCGGCACAAAUCGGAUAAAAAAAGUUUGGAAGAUGCAUUAAAAGAAGAGAGGAAAGCUAAAUUAGAACUUUAUGAACAAAAUAGGUAUUUUCGUGAUUUACUUAUAAGAAACAAUAUUAACGUUCCGGAAAUUUCUCAAGAAACUGAGGAAAACUCUCUAUUCAAAGAAGCUCUAGUUCAAUUAACAGCAGAAAUGGAAAAUCAAAAAGCUUACAACAAUAGACUUAGAUGCGAUCUCGCAAAUUCGAAUGCUGCUUUACAAGCCGCAUAUUCAGAAAUGGCUGAUUUGAGCGCUCAAAAUGCAGAAUCGAUCAAGCAAAUACAUGCAUUGAAAGAGGUGAUAACUGUUAGUAAAACAAUGAUUUCUCUGCGUGAAGAUCAACUCACUGAAUUGAAAAAUAAAUUGACGGAAAUAGAGCAAUCCCUGGCAGAUAGAGAAGCAAACAUGCUGUCCACAGACCUGCGCCAAGAAUAUGAACGUCAAUUACAAAAUAUAAGAACCCUUCGCAGCCUAUAUGAGGAGAGAGCACGAUUAGCUGAGGUCACGAGACAGGCUCUCGUUAGAGAUCUUGAUGAACAGAAAGCCUUAUAUGAAGCAGAACAUGCAAGAUGUAAUGAUCUGAAUUCUGAAAUUGAAGAAAUGAAGUCAAAGAUAGUAGGACUAGAAGAAACAAUAGAAGAUAAAAACAACGAAAUAUUUUCGUGUAAAGAGGAAAUGGAUGGAAUUAAAUCUGAAAUGGCAGUAGUACACAAGCUCUUUUCACAAGUGCUCCUUGGGUAUAAAACAAAACGAGACCUAGACAAGCUUGUAAAACUACUUGAAGAGAAUCAUGGCAUUUUAACACAUAUGGCUGAACAGGAAAAUGGCUCUCAAGUCUCAUCAGCAUUGCCAAAAUUACUCUUAGAAUUAGUUAAUCAAGUUGAAGACAGUAGCAGAGAAACGUAUGAGAACAAUCUUCAAACACCAACGAAUGACGAAUCAGACAACAGCGCGCAGGGUAAUUAUAAAGCAGAAGAAAUUGUUCAAAAUCUGCCGAAAGUUUGGAGAGUUUUAAUAGAACUCCUCAGCCAUCAAUCUGACUCAAACGCGAACGAAUCAGAAGGAAAAGUAACUACUUGUUACAAAACCGUUCAAACGAAAUCGGGCCCGGUACAAGUACCUAGUGUUAGUCAGACCUAUAUAAGAUUAAAGGAUUUGAUAAUUGAGAAACUGAGUCUUAUAAAGGAAGUGAAUCGUAUGAAGCAACUUAAUACACAUUUAGAAACUCGGCUUCAGGAACAAGAGCGGCGACUUUGCUUAGUUACAACCGAAUUAAGCAAAACAUGGCAUGUUGUUGGUAGAUUACGUAAACAUCACCACCAAUUGCAUACACAUGAGAAAAUACUUAAAUAUGAAUUACAACAAAAAAGGAAACUUUUAAACGAAUUAAAAGAAGAGCUCGAAUACUGUCGGGAGAAACUCGAACAAGCGAGAGAGAAGAACACUCAAUCUGAAAGAGAUUGGAAAGAGUUGAGAGCAGAAUUUUCAAGUAGAAAAUUAAAAGAUUCCACUUCAUUAAAUAAUUCCGCGGAAAGUGGCUACAGCGAUGAGAAACCAACUGAUGAAUCAUCAGAGUCUAAUGAUGAAAGUGAAUAUAUAGCGGAAUCAAAAUUAAAGUGUAAAAAGAAAUUUAAAAAAUCCUUUGAAACUGUAGUCGAUUCAAGUGCAGAUUUCAAUUUAGCUGCUGAAAGAGAUGAUCCUGUAAGUGAUAUGAUAGAUGUAGCAGAUCUUUCUCUUGACACACAAGACGAAAAUCAAGAGAUACUUGACGAUUCAUGUAGUAGCGAAAAUUUAUUAAAAAGUGACAAAAUUUGUUAUGAAACUGAAGACGAAGCUGCCGAUAUUGGUGUUGACUCAUGUCUUGACGAAAGUUCAGUAGCAGAUGCCAGUAUAAAAUGUGAUAAAGGUAGCGAAAUGGAUGACAUGCCAGGUUCAAGUACCAUAUGUAACCUUAGUGAUAGUGAUCCUAAUGAAAAAUGUUUACCGAUAUCCCUAUCAGACUCGCAACAAUCAUCAGUUCCUUUGAUUGACCCUGCUACAAUUUUGGAUAAUAUAAAAAAGCAAAACGAAAGAUUGGCAGAAAAGGAUAAGAAAUUAAACAAUUUAGAGAAAAAUAGCUCCGAACUAAUAGACAAAGCCUAUAAACUAUCUAAAUUUAGCAAAGAAAUAAAUACCACACUCGACAAUCUUCUAAAUAAGCCGACGUCAAGUGAAAAUGGAAAUAGAAUUGAUAAAGAAGAUAAAAUCAUAAACAAGGAUCCCGACAAUUCUGAUGAUGGAUUACUAGAAACUAGUGCAUUCGCAGGCCCAUCGCAAUACAAUAUUGAUUUACCAGAAAACCCAGAAAAUAAAUUUAAAGAUAUACUGUUAAACGUCCAAAAACAGGGUGAGCAUUUGAAACUUAAAGAUGAAAGAUUGGACAAGCUGCAAAGCGAAUGCUCAGAGGUUGUAACGAGUAUUUCAAAGGCGAUUAACAAGGGACAGCAGUUGAACGAACGCUUAAACGCACUUCAUACGAAAUAUUAUGAUAAUACAGACGAAGACAAAUGUAUUCAGGAAGUAGAAUCUCAACAAUCAAAUUCUGUAGAAAAAAGUGAUGUUGAAAUUGAAACUGAAAUAGAUAAUCAACCAGUACAGAAUGUAGACACGAAUAUGAAUAACAAAUGCGAUUAUGACACCGCAACGAUUAACGCUACAUAUGACCAAUGUGCAACAAAUGAUGUACCACAAAACGAAAGUGUUGCCUGUCACAGCAUAAACAAUCAAUCAGAUGCGUCGACAUCAAACGACAUAAAUCACGAAGCCAGAUUUGCAACCAGAGAUCUACGAUUGAAACGAUUGGAAGAACAAACGAAGUCACUUGUUAGUAAAGUUAACAAAACGGCAACGAAAGGGGUAAAAAUAAAUUACAAAUUAGAAGAGUUACAUAACAUUUACGGAUCAGACCAUUCUCGAUCCGGUACGCCUUCAGAAGACACAGGUGACAACUCGCAAAGUAACGAUGAUGAAAAAGAAAACGAAACUAAAUAAUGUUCAAUAUACGGAAAAGAAAUAAAAUAUGUUUUAUUUAUAAUCUAAUUGUGUGUAAAAAUAAAUAGAAGUCUACUUUCA